AUGGUAGAAGCCGGCAGCGGCGCCGGCGCUCCGUCCUGCCGAAGCGUGGUCGGCCCCGCGGCACGGCGGUGCUGCGGCGGCGGGUGCGGGCUGGGGCGGCUGGUGCGGCGGCUGCGGCGGCAGGGCAGGCAGGCGCUGUGCGCGGCGGCCAGGCCGCCAUCGGCGUCGGCGGAGGCGCUCCGCGGGUGCCAGUACGAUCCCUUGAGCUACGCGCGCAACUUCGACCACACCGGCUUCGGCGACCCGGACGCCAGCAGCCUCUACUACAGCUACACCUUCUCCUCCCGCUUCGUGCUCGCGCCGAGCGCCGCCACAUCCUCCGUCGCGGGAGCCGUUCCAACGCCCGCCGGCAUCAUCGUCACCGCCGCCCGGCCAACCGCCGCGAGCCACUAGCAGAUCAUUAGCUGUGCUGCACUGCUUGUUUUUAGCUCACCUUUUCUCUUCAUGCUCUUUUCCUCAACCUCUGGAAAGCAUCCUUUAAGAAAACUUUCCCGAUCCGAAGGGAAAGCCCGUGGAAUCGAGACGAUUCAUUGUAAAUUAAUAUAGUAGGCCAUUGCUGGAUCA
Lolium rigidum is the source of this 564-nucleotide messenger RNA. RefSeq lists its product as uncharacterized. The record is from RefSeq and is a predicted model, not a curated record. The transcript has a single exon. Bases 1 to 393 code for a protein of 130 amino acids. NCBI's taxonomy places the organism in Eukaryota, Viridiplantae, Streptophyta, Magnoliopsida, Poales, Poaceae.